AUUCUGCCUCCGCGCCGAUAUCGUUAUUCUCGAAUGUUCUCCCACUAAUAAAUACGCCGGCAGCCGUCUCGCCGCCGUCAGUUUGUUUUCAUCGUACGUACCUGUUCGCGCUUGUUCGUCGUUUCCAAAACGCACUUCAAAAAAUAAAAACGCAUUCAGACUUUGCGGCAUAUUACGAAGCGAUUUCUUACCGUCGUAUCCCAUUCGGAUUUAUAUCGUAGAAGGUACGUAUUUUAGUAUGAACAUCGUUUUAAAAUUUAAAUUUAUUGUCAUACUUAUCGGACGGUCGUUCUGUGGAUUUUAACAUUUGUAAGGAAUUUGUUAUUAUUUUUUUCGUAUUGUACAUAAUCUGUACUGAUAAUUAAUUUUCUAUGUACGCCCGUAAUCCCUUGUUAUAAUCGUAAUUGGUCGAUGAUUUUUUUUUUUUUUUUGGAGGUAUACCUCUACAAUGGUCAUCAUGGAUUUUUUGAAAAUUUAAAAUUUUUACGUUUUGAACAAAAAAACCAUUAUUUUCGUAAACUUUCUUGUUCUUCUUUUUUUUCCCAGCGUUGUUAAACUNGAAAUUAAACAAAAAAGCUAAUUUUUCGAUUGGAGCAAGUUUUCUGUUCGAAAAAUAGUAAACAGAUAGAAAAAUUAAAAAACGCGCAGUAAAUAUCUGAUAAGACCAAUAGAUCCUUUGGCUCCGAAUCCAAAAAUAAAAAUAGAUAUUUUAUUAUGAUAUCAUAACACCUAUAAACUUUAAUUUGUAUUCUCUAUAGUAUUAUUACACAGUAAUCCAAAAAUGUUCAUAGGUCUAACAGGAUGUAUAGAUAGGUACUUCAUCAUACGUUAUCCAACGAUUUAGUAAAGUUGUUAAUAACUUAGGCGUGUGUACAUUUCUAUCUGUUUUUUACAGAUGUCUCUUUUACCGUUUUUAUUGGAGAACCUUUCACGCCCAACCGUAUACGAUCAACACUUUGGUCUGGGACUGUUGGACGAUAUGUUAGUGCCAGAUGAAUACAUUCCUCAUGUCAGAGCCGACCCUUUAGGACUCAGAGUAUAUCGGAGACCUAUGCGUCUUGUUGCUGCGCCUAAAAGCGGUUUGUCUCAAAUUCACAACAACGAGGAAGGCUUUAAAGUAAAUUUGGACGUCCAACAAUUCAAACCUGACGAGGUCAAUGUAAAGGUGGUCGACGAUUACAUUGUAAUCGAUGGAAAACAUGAAGAACGUGUUGAUGAACACGGUUUCAUUUCCCGUCAAUUUACCCGUCGUUACAAAAUCCCAGAAAAUGUUGACCAAAAAUUGAUUCAAUCGUCUUUGUCAUCGGAUGGUGUGCUCAGCAUUGGUGCUCCUAAAAAGGUAUGUAAUUUUAAAAUAUUUUUUGUUCAGACUCCAGGGAAAAAAUAAUAAUGAUGUAAAAAUAUUUAGGUCGUUAAUGAAAACAAAGAGGAAAUAUCGAUCCCGAUUAUUCAGACCAACGAGCCCAGCAUUAAAGUAUCUGCAAACGUAGAAAAGAAAGAGGGAGACAACAAAAUGGAGACUAAUUAAAUGGACGCUAAUUUGAUCGAAUUUAAGACUCUUUAGAUAUAUGUACUACUAUCUAUUUAUUUCAAUGCGUUUAAGUUUUUAUGUUCCUUAAUUUUUUUUUUUUUUUUAAUUUUAAGAAAUUUAAGAAAAUAUGAAAAUAUUUCAAGGAAUUUUAUAAUCUACUAUUUUUUAAAUAAGACCUGUACACUUAGAUUUAUGAAUAGAUAAUAAAACUAAAUGUUUAGGUACUAAAGUUGUUUAUUUCAUUAUUAAGUACCUAUUUUUAAUAUUAUUUUUUAUUUAUUAG
Cinara cedri is the source of this 1814-nucleotide messenger RNA. The record is from the annotation of a GenBank genome assembly. Lineage: Eukaryota; Metazoa; Arthropoda; Insecta; Hemiptera; Aphididae.